Molecule: messenger RNA, 2222 nt
Organism: Musa acuminata AAA Group (dessert banana)
Lineage: Eukaryota; Viridiplantae; Streptophyta; Magnoliopsida; Zingiberales; Musaceae
Product: protein indeterminate-domain 7-like
Exons: 5
Coding region: 303-1817 (504 amino acids)
Cellular component (GO): nucleus
Molecular function (GO): DNA-binding transcription factor activity
Source: RefSeq, a predicted model, not a curated record
GGAGGAUACAUUUGCUCGCUUCCUCAUCCUCAUUGCUCUCUCUCUCUCUCUUUCUCUCUCUCUAAACUCUAGACUCUAGACUACUUGCCUUAGCUUUUUGUCCAUCUUGGUUCGAUUUCCAGGCUGUGGUGUAGGAGGUUUUGAUCUUUUGGAUCGGUCGGAUUCUGGUUUUAUGCUCGAGCUUUUUACUGGAUCUUGGUGGGUUCGUCGCUUCUCUUGAGAGUUUGAAGUGCUUCUGUGUACUUCUUCGGAGAAGUAAGCCAAGAGAGGAGAGGAAUGCGCUCAACUGUACUCGGCUGACGAUGAUACAGAGACCGCAACUGGUGGAAGAGAACAUGUCAAAUCUUACCUCUGCCUCUGGGGAAGCAAGCGUGAUCUCUUCCAACCACCAGUCCUUAUUCGCCAGCUCCCCAACCCAGAUUAAUCCAACGAAGAAAAGGAGGAACCUCCCAGGAAACCCAGACCCAGAUGCUGAGGUAAUAGCGUUGUCCCCCACGACACUGAUGGCGACCAACAGGUUCGUGUGUGAGAUCUGCAACAAAGGGUUCCAGAGGGACCAGAACCUGCAGCUCCACCGGAGAGGCCACAACCUCCCAUGGAAGCUGAAGCAAAGAAGCAGCAAGGAGGUGAGGAAGAAGGUGUACAUAUGCCCAGAGGUGACCUGUGUGCACCACGACCCCUCUAGGGCACUCGGUGACCUCACUGGGAUCAAGAAGCACUUCAGCAGGAAGCAUGGGGAGAAGAAGUGGAAGUGCGAGAAGUGCUCCAAGAAGUAUGCUGUUCAAUCCGACUGGAAAGCCCACUCCAAGAUCUGCGGCACAAGGGAAUACAGAUGCGAUUGUGGCACCCUAUUCUCGAGGAGGGAUAGCUUUAUCACACACAGAGCCUUUUGCGACGCAUUGGCAGAAGAAAGCGCGAGGGCUAUUGCAGCAAACCCUUUAGCGCCCAAUCACCACCCGCUUCUGUUCCUUCAACCUACGGCGGCGUCCUAUCAGUCCUCUCCUCUCCAGCAAACACUAGUCCGGAGCCAGUAUACUCACCUGAUGAGUGCUAAUGAGGCCAAUGCCAGCAUCAUCGGUGGCAACGGGAUACAGCAAGAGCUCUCGUCGAAUAGAGAACGCCAGCAUCAACAAUUCCCACCAUGGCUAGCUUGCCAAGGACCCGCCUCUCUGAACCACUUGGACCUCCUUCCUUCACCUGCCUACUCCUCAAGGUCCGAACAGGAGUGCCCUCGUGAGAACCUAGGAGUCCCCCAUCCUCCUGUUCCUCCACCCUUCUUCCAACCCUCGGCUUCCUCUCCUCACAUGUCAGCCACUGCAUUACUCCAGAAAGCAGCUAUGAUGGGUGCAACCAUGAGCAGACCUUCGCACCUGGGUCUGACGGCAGCUCACACUACGAGUUCUGCUGUCGUAGCCAGCAGCACUUCCAGCGUUGGACUUGAUUUGUCUUCCCACGAAGACAUGGGUGCUGGUGGCUUGGAACAAAGAUCAGCACCUCCUCCUCUUAUGCAAGACAUGGUGAUCAAAACGUCCCUCUCCUCAACUCCAGGUUUCGGUGGGUUGUUUGGGGAUACUAUAGGGGGAAUGCUGGGGACAAAGAGAGAACCCAAAAAUACCAUGGGGAGCUUCGCGAGAAGCCAUGGAAAGUCUGAGGAAGGAGGCGGUGGGAACGAUGGGAUGACCAGAGAUUUCUUGGGACUGAAGGCCUUUCCCCACAGGGAGGACAUCCUUAACUUGACUGGGUUUGAUCCUCGCUUGUGUUCCUCUUCCUCCUACGAGCAGCAACAGCAACAAAGCAAGAAACUGUGGCAUGGUUAGCUACUCUGGCAGGUCUGAUGUGGCAGGCAUUCCUUGUAUGUGGAUCACCAACAUUAUGACCAUGGAGUAUGUGCGAAUGUAGAGGUUGCAGAAGACGCCAAUCAAGCAUUACCGAGGUGAUGGAUGAUGGUUGCAACUCGGUUCUUCUUUGUUCAUGGCGAAUGCUGAUUGCAAGCAACAUGAUAAUUAAGCUGUUUCGUUUCUUUGUACGUGCCUAAUAAUUAAGCUGCUUAGCCAAUUCGGUCCUUUAAUGGACCUAUCUCUACUACACUGUGGAAACGUCACACUUCGAUUCUUUGGCUUCCUUUCUUUUCUCUCGUGAUGAAGAUGAGGUGAAGAGUUUAAUAGAAACAGCUCUGUAGAAUCGUGUAUAAUAUAUUAAUGAUAGUCCCUUUUCACUUUCAA